Molecule: messenger RNA, 2506 nt
Organism: Pimephales promelas (fathead minnow)
Lineage: Eukaryota; Metazoa; Chordata; Actinopteri; Cypriniformes; Leuciscidae
Gene: etnk1
Product: ethanolamine kinase 1
Biological process (GO): phosphatidylethanolamine biosynthetic process
Cellular component (GO): cytoplasm
Molecular function (GO): ethanolamine kinase activity
Source: RefSeq, a predicted model, not a curated record
UGGAGGCGUAACCGUGCAGAACCUUAGCUUAAAUCCGCACCCUGCUUUACAUUAUCGCAUUCAUUGAAUCUUCCCCGUCUCAGAGCAGCAGCAGCGAACAUUACAGCAAUGGCAAAGUACAUCCAUGUCCCAGAAGGCGCACCGGCGGUUCCUAAAUUAGACGUGACGGUAGAUGAGCACGAUUACAGAGCCGGAGCGCUGAAACUCAUCAAGACCCUCAGACCCCACUGGAAACCUUCUGAGGUCAAAUUGAAGUUUUUCACCGACGGCAUCACAAACAAGCUGAUCGGCUGUUACGUCGGCGGGUCCAUGCAGGAAGUGGUCCUGGUACGGGUCUACGGGAACAAGACGGAACUGUUUGUGGACCGUGAAAACGAAGUGAAGAGCUUUCGUGUCCUGCAGGCACACCGGUGCGCGCCACGCCUCUACUGCACCUUCAACAAUGGCCUGUGCUAUGAGUUUUUAGAGGGUGUGGCCCUGGAGCCCGAGCACAUCCGCAGCUCCGCAGUCUUCAGGAGCAUUGCAAGACAGAUGGCAAAAUAUCAUGCCAUUCAUGCCCACAACGGCUGGGUGCCCCAGUCAGACCUCUGGCUGAGAAUGAGCAAGUACUUUUCUCUCGUUCCUACACAUUUUGAGGACCCUGAGAUGGACCAGAGGCUGAACAGUGAGGUGCCCAGCUCCGCGUGUCUUAGAGACGAGAUGAUCUGGCUUCAGCAGAACCUUUCUAAACUGGGUUCCCCAGUCGUUCUCUGUCACAACGAUCUGCUCUGUAAGAACAUCAUCUACAACCAAAAGGAAGGAAAUGUCAAAUUCAUUGACUACGAAUAUGCUGGGUACAAUUACCAAGCCUAUGACAUUGGGAAUCACUUCAAUGAAUUUGCAGGUCUGAAUGAGGUGGACUACACCCAUUACCCUGGGCGGGAGCACCAGCUGCAAUGGCUCCGGUCCUAUCUGGAGGCCUACAAGGAGUACAAAUCACAGGGCACACAGGUCUCCAACACUGAAGUGGAGUUGCUGUACGUGCAAGUCAACCGCUUCGCCUUGGCAUCUCAUUUCUUCUGGGGACUGUGGGCAUUAAUCCAAGCUGAGUACUCCACCAUUGACUUUGACUUCUUAGGAUACGCAGUUCUCCGUUUCAGCCAGUACUUCAAGAUGAAGCCGGAGGUGACGUCACUGCACCUUCCAGAAUAAUCUCUCAGGUCGUGUGUUGCUACUCUAGAGAAGGGCUCCCCCUGGUGGACACUAGAACUAGCUGGAGGUUUCUUCAGUUCGUAGACUGAACACUGCACUUACUUGUCUGAACACAUCAUUUUAGAUAAGCCCCAAAAUAAUUUCCGAGCUCAAAGUUGGUUUAGUGUUAUAGAAAACCAAGUACCCAAGUCGUCCUCCUCCUCCUUGCAUUUAUGUGGCGGUCGAGACCAGUGCCCUAGUUCAUGAAAUUGCCAAUUGAGGAAGCAAACAACUGACAAAAAGAUGGCUUACUCCGGAGCCUUGACUUGCCAAUGUACAGUAUGUGCAGAGUGAGCCUUGGAGAAUCACAAAUAAAGAAAAGCUCCCCAGAUACCGAUCCUCCAAGGACAGGGAACCUCAGACAACAACAAUUAUUAUCAGAAGACAGAGAGGACGGCCACCGGGUCUGUUUUUUAGCAACUAACCAUCAUCCUAAAGGUCAUUCCUGCUUGUUUACACAACUUUUAAGGGGAUAAAUCUGUGUACUGUAAGAUAAUAUUGGGCUUACUGUAUUGAUAGUCACUGAUUCUGUCUAAACGGCGAACUUCUGGCCUGCCUGUUCCAACGAGGGUUGUUCUUGGCACAGCUGUGGUAAAAGAUGUGUGAUUCAGGGACCAAUAGAAGCUUCGUUGUUUGUUUUUGGCAGACGAUUCUUCCCUCAUCAUGCCACUGUGAACCACUGUAUACCGCAUUCAUAAUUGUUUUCUCAGCGUGGUGCUUGGAGAAGGUAGACGCACAGUAGCCGGGGCUACAAUGAGCCGGUAGCUAAUCUGAAGCCCACACCAAAGUGCUGAUAUUUCUUGCUUGUACAUUAUGCACAUGUCUAUUUUUCCACAUUAGAAACAACAUGGUAAUAUUUGCAGUUCGAACGGUGGAUUUUGUACUUAUUUAAAUGCCUCUGGUAAAGAGAUUGCUCGUGAGCCGUGUACUUUUUUUUCUCGGAGGUCUUGGUGAAUUCUUUGUAAUGGAUGUCAUUUUUGGAAGCCUUUUGCUAGAUGCACUAAAGCUUUUGUAUUCAUACUCCCCGUCCGCAUUACAGGCCUUUUUGCACAAAACCGACUGCUUUGAGAAGAAAACAAGUCCCCACUUUAUCUUGCGAUGGGCCAUUCUUUCUGCUUAAGAAAUAGUUAUGACCACAUGUUGGGAGUUGAGAUUUUGGUAACACUUUAUUUUACUGGGUCCCCGUUACACAAUUUUUGUUACUAAAUUGAACUGCUAUAGUAAAUAGUGUUUAUUUGGAUCCCACACAGUAAUUAAGGUCAGAAAUUAAUUUGGC